Gadus morhua (Atlantic cod) is the source of this 4485-nucleotide messenger RNA. RefSeq names its product WWE and TCCD_inducible_PARP_like domain-containing protein. NCBI's taxonomy places the organism in Eukaryota, Metazoa, Chordata, Actinopteri, Gadiformes, Gadidae. Gene Ontology annotation, cellular component: nucleus. Bases 129 to 2510 code for a protein of 793 amino acids. The record is from RefSeq and is a predicted model, not a curated record. The transcript is spliced from 12 exons. Gene Ontology annotation, molecular function: NAD+ poly-ADP-ribosyltransferase activity; zinc ion binding.
UCGUUUUCCAAUCGUAAGACCAGGAAACUCAUCCCGAGUCCCGACUGCUGCGGUGAAUAACAGCGACCCACCGAGUCUACAGCCGUGUAAAACUUUGAGUGAGAGGCCAGUGAAUACAGGGAAUUGAAAUGGCAGAAUCUGCCAUAGUCAAAUAUCUCUGCGGGAACCUCGGAUCCACAAACAGGGAAGAACUGGUUGCCAACUGUGUAUUCGGAGACGCCUCGACGGUAAACAAGAUCAUUAGCAACCAAGACCGGUUCGCCAACGCGCAUUAUAAUGGAGAGAAGCGUCUGAUCGCCAAGACGGCUCUCCGACUGUGCAGAAGGCUGGUGUGCGCUGGACCUGGAUGCAGCAGUUUACAUCUCUGUAAAACCUACCUGUACGGCGAGUGCCAGUUUGUUCCUGGAAGGCGGGCCGAGUGUUCCUUCUCCCACGACCUCCACUCCGAACACAACGCCGGACUGCUGAGAACACACGGUUUGGAAGAUCUGGACAAGAAGGAGAUAUGUGUGUUGCUGCUGCAGAACGACAUGGCACUGCUCCCCGAUGUGUGCUUCGACUACACCAACACCGGAUGCCAGGAGGGCUGCAAAAGGAUCCACAUCUGUGAUAACUACCUGCGUCGUAACUGCUGCUGCCCGCGGUCCCACGACUUCUACGAGCCACAGCCCUUCGAGGUGCUGCAGAAGAGCCGCAUCCCCAACGACCUCAUGGCGUCCAUGAAGCCGCUGUACAUCAACAAGAGGGUCCUGAGUGGAAUCGAGCACAAGGCCAAGCAGGCAGGACAGACCAAUCAGGUCCCUGGGGCUCUUGGAGCUGGUGGUGGUGGUGGUGGUGGUGGUGGUGGUGGUGGUGGUGGUGGUGGUGGUGGAGAUGGUACUGCUGGCGGUGCCGUUGCUAUUGGUGCUGCUGAUGCUGCCGUUGCCAUCGGUGCUAUUGGUGCCGGUGUUAUCGGUGGAGCUGGAGCUCCAGGAGUUGGAGCUGGUGGAAGGAGAAGACAGCCUCAAGAUAAAACCGAGAUUUGCCUGUACUUCCUUAAAGGCACCUGUAGACACACCGUAGAAAGGUGUUUCCGAGCCCAUUGCAGGCUGCCUUACAGCUGGGAAGUUCUGGAGGGCCAUCAGUGGACGCUGCUGGAUAGCUCAGAGAAGAUAGAAGAGGAUUACUGUAACCCCAAAAAGACAUACAGCAUGGUGGAUGUAGAAGCGGUGUGCUUUGACACCAUGACGCGCGGACUCCAGAAGGUCAGGCGUCUCUCCUCCAUCUCCUCAGUCCUCCAGCCCACCUUCCUACUCACCACCGAGUGGCUCUGGUACUGGGAGGACGAGGAUGGGAACUGGAACCAGUACGAUUCACCAGUGAGUUCAGCACCAUCGCAAAGCGGCGCCAGCCUGAAUCGGCUCACAUCCGCAGAUACCAACAGCAGCACAGAGCUGGAGAAGCAGUUCCAGAACGACCCCCAGGAGGUGGUGGAGUUCACCGCAGGGUCCCAGGCCUACACACUCAGCCUCCAGGACAUGAUCCAGACCAAUAAGAAAUACGGCACCAAGAGGGUGGUGAGGCGACGGCCUCGGUUCCUGUCCUCCGCUGACGUGCAGGUCAUCAGGACGAGAAGGCCUCAAAAUGGUCCAACCAAUGUCCUAGUUAUGCCAAGACACUGGGACAGGACCCAGGUUCCUGCGACUGGACAUAAGAAAGUUCUGCUGCAAGAUUCGUCCGAAGAAUACAAGGAGGUGGAGACGCUGUUUCGUCAGACGAUGACCGACUUUGACAUAGUGAAGAUUGAGAGGAUUCAGAACAAGAGUCUCUGGGACCACUUUCAGUUGCAAAGGGAGCAAAUGAAGACGAAGAACGGGGGCCGUUGCGUGGCCGAGAGGAAGCUGUUCCACGGCACAGACUCCAAGUACAUCGACGCCAUCUGCUGCUCGAACUUUGACUGGAGGAUCUGCGGAACCCACGGGACCGCCUACGGCAACGGCAGUUACUUCGCCCGGGAUGCCAGCUACUCCCACAACUACACCGGGAACGCCGCGACGGUCCGCUCCAUGUUCGUGUCCCGGGUGCUGGUGGGCCACCACACCCGGGGCAAGGCCGGCUACGUGCGCCCGCCCUCCAAGGACGGCGGGGACACCCUCUUCUACGACAGCUGCGCCGACGACAUCCGCUCGCCCAAAAUCUUUGUCGUCUUCGACCGGGCUCAGAUCUACCCGGAGUUCCUGCUCACGUACGAGGAGAAGGCGUCGGCCUCGGAUGACUGGUCCUGGGUCACAGCCCGUGCCGCGCCGGUGGUGCAGCCCACGCCUGUGGUGAAGCCCACGCCCGUGCCCACAGCCACGCCUGCGAGGGUGUACGGCAACACUUCCUCGUUCUUGAAUUCCGUCCCUCCACCACAGCGCUACGCCCCCCCACUGCAACCCUACGUCAGCCCCCAACCUACGAGAUACAGCCCCCCGCCCCCGACGUACCCCAGCCCGAAGCCGAAGCCAAAGGACUCAUGUGUGGUGUGCUAGGGCGGGGCAGGCAGUGUUGGCAAAGUUCACUUUCUAAAUGAACUAGUUCAAAGUUCAGUUCACAAAUUUUUUAACUAUUUUCUUAGUUCAAAGUUCCAAAAAUUAACUACCGGUAGUUCAUAAUAAUUUUUUCAAUAUGUUGCUGAAAGCUAUUAUUUUUCAAAAUUAUGGCCACAGCCCAUAUAGAAUGACAGACAGCAAUUAUUUGAUCAGUUUUUAACCCUGAAACUAUGCGUCAGAUUUCAUCUUCAUAUCCAAUUAUGAAUCCUUAUCCAACCAGGGUUUACAUUAGCAUUUAGGGGACAGCCUUUCCCCACUGAUGCUUUAACGCUUGGUUGUUGUCCAAUCAGUCCACACUACUGGCCGCUGCAGCUUUCACCCCUGCAGUAUAUUCUCAAAAACAUGAGGAAAAACUUGCUGUCUUUUUAAAUGAGGAAUUAUUACAAGAAAAACAGGAAAGAAUUCCUUAGGGUGCAAUAAUAAUUUUCCAUUUCAAAUUCUAUUUCACUACAUACUUAAAAGGAAUACUUGAAUCCUCGAAAAGACAGGUUAAUCAAACUAGUUUUGCUGAACGAGUGUGUUACGAGUGGCGGGGCGUGCACUUAUUUAACAUGCCCGCGGUAUUCAAAGACUUGGAAUAUUUAAAUAUUCUAUGAAACUUAAAACUGAACCAUUUAUUCGUUAGAGUUGGAUUUAUACUCAAUGCAGGAACACUAUUGGAAGGAUUUGGAACUAAAUGAAUUGUUUGGAGUGCCGCGGCAGAACAAAUCAAGGAAUGGGUGCAGUUAGCAGUUUUUUGCCCAUAGAAGGCAAAUCCGUUAAACAUAGACUGUUAAACAAUAUCCCCCCGACCUCGGAGAUAAUCAGAACAGCUGGUCAGGUGAAAUGAAUUGAUCGACAGAAUAAAAACAUCCUAAUUUUUACAUGACAUAGGUCUGCAUGCAUUUGUUAGAUUGCUCAAACCAUGUUUGCAUAUUUAGUCUUCUUUUUCUCGACUCUCCAGCAUUCUCUCAGCAUCCCCAUAAUUAAUGGCCUCGUGUGCAAAGAAAGGCGGGAUUUCCGACGCUCCUUUUACAGUAAACCACUUUGAACGUUCAAAUAACCCUGAGAGUUAAGUCUCUAUCGGUCCCAACAUUUCGAAACAGAAUCGAAAAAGUCCAAGAGUGAAUUGGGUCAGUGGGGGUGAGGGUCGGUGAGUGAGGGUCGGCGACUAUCCCCAAUGAAGAAUGUCGUGUAGAGACUAAAGCGCAUGACAUUAAGAAAUAAUCACACUAAUUAAGAAUAACGAUAAUUUGAAUGAAAUUUAUAUUAAUGACCAAUUGGGGCGCAGGCCUCAUGAAGGUCGCGUCCCCGGUGUUUUGCUGAGUCAUGGUGUGUCGAGUCAUGGAGACACGUACGCCCCUGGAGGACUUCGGGAAUCUGUUUUGGUUUUAGUACCUUUCCCAUCUGUAGAAGGGCUUUGGGUCUCGACUCGUUCAACAUGUUUCAUGUUUCAUCUAAUCUGAAAAGCCUGAGGUUUAGUAAAAAGACAAUGUAUUGAUACAUUUUCUGUUGUACAUUAAAAUGAUAUGAUAUAUACAUAGAGAAAAAUGCUUUAUGGUAACCAACAUUUGCGUAGCGAUGCGCUGCUAUUUGAUUGCCCAGUUGAAUGAUUUUUCAAAUCUAUGGAAACCACGGCUGGCCUUAACGAAGGAUUCACUCCGAAUCCUGUUCGUCCACACGUCAGGGAGAGGACUUCAUCAAGAGUGUAAAUAAAACAUUUAAAUGUCUGUACCGACUGUGGCCAGCAGAGGGCAGCAACUACACACGAAUCAACGACCAGUCAUAAUUGUGUUUAAUUACUUUAAAAAACAGGUUGGUUUGCAGGGUUAUAUACAUCAUUUAUUUGCUACAGUGUGUAUCAUCCUGAAGGAGCAAUCUGUGAUAGCUUGUGUAACUCCAAAAAAAAAAAAGUAUAUAAAUUGAUUGAAAAAUC